Electrophorus electricus (electric eel) is the source of this 5145-nucleotide messenger RNA. Its product is annotated as spermatogenesis-associated protein 13-like. NCBI's taxonomy places the organism in Eukaryota, Metazoa, Chordata, Actinopteri, Gymnotiformes, Gymnotidae. Gene Ontology annotation, molecular function: protein binding; guanyl-nucleotide exchange factor activity. The record is from RefSeq and is a predicted model, not a curated record.
GUCGGCGUCUGUUCAGCCUCUUAGCCUCUUCAGGGCAAGAGUUCAACAGUUUUACAAUGCCGCAAAAUCACUUCGGAUUGUUCUUUGGGAAAUUGCAAAAACUGUAACGUUACAAAAUAUUUUAACGGAUUUCCGAAAUGUCUGCGACUCUGAGAUGGAGCUUCAGAGUUUCUGGCAAAAUUUCUAAUCGGAAUUUUCAUAUUCCGAACUAGUAUUUACCUCCCGCGUUUGGAAUUCCAGGAAGAAGAUUUAUCUAAGAUAUUCAGGUGGACAACAAACAUGAUGUUCCCUAAAACUGAAAGCUGACAGGAUGGACAACACAGGCAGCUCCAUGUCUGAGUGCAGUGAUCCCAAUGGCUAUGUCAACAAAGUCUUCAAUGUGUCCCUGGACAUGGACAGUGAAACAGGGAUUGUGCAAAUCCGAGAAUCCAAGUUUGCGGGUCCCGUCUCCUACCAGACACCCAUCAGAGGAAAGCAAGAGCCCCUUCGGGCCUCUAGGACAACAGGCAUCUGGCGGAUUCUCAACCGCCGGAAGGGGGCAUCUGACUAUGAGAGGCGGCCUCACUCUAUGAUCCUUCCAGGAGAGACGUCCAUUCCAAAGCUGUCAUUCACAGACAAGGUAAAGGGCUUCAAGAAGUUAAAGUCGCCAUCGGUAUUCAGAGGCAAAGUUGGCAAGCCCUCUUCUGUGAAGUUCCAUGGUGGGCUUAGAGAUGGCAUAAACGAACAAAGCCGGGACUCGCCCUCCUCACUGCACUCUCAGAGGAACAUUCUCAGGAAUAAAAGCAAAAGGCACUCAUAUGCCGGCUACACCACUGACUUUGACUGCUCCUUCGAGGAUAUAGACCUUUCUGCCACGCUUGAGGAUGAUCAUCAAGUGUCUAAGAGCGCAGUCAGCCAGCAGAAUGGAUGUAAGAAUCUGGAGAGAAUCACAUACAUGAAGAAAGCCCAAUCCAACUUUUCCAACUGCAACAACUCAUCUGUGGCAUUUCACGAGGAGCGCUACGUGAAGGAUUGCCCCAAGGUACCGCUAGGGGGAAGACGGUCAAAGGGGGGUGAUGUCUGGACUUACUUGAGAAGAAUUUCCUUCAUAGGAAGGGGAGGUUCAAAUUUAUUAGAGAAGAGUUUUGACUCCAUGCACACACUGGACAAAACAAUUGAUUCUGACUAUGGAUCUGUUGACUUAGAAUGUAUCAAAGACUUUAAUCAUGCACCUAAACAAACAGGCCCAGAUGUCAAGAGCAGCCAUUUUGGAGGCCUGUUCAGGUUUUUUAACAGUGUGGCUGAGACUGCCCGAAAAUGGAGGAACUCAUCCAGGUCCUUCUCACCUCCUGAAGGAGAGUGCUCCCCUGUUGGCUCACUGAGAGCACAGCGCAUUGGGGAAUUCCCUCACUCUGUAUCUGUGAUGUUAAGGAGUGAGGAGAAAGCUGAGGCCUCAACUCCCGCCAAGUCUGCCUCCCCUGAUGUGUUUGAGGUUGUCUCAUCUGCUGAAGAAGUGAGCCCAUCUCCUCGUGUGGUGCUGAAAUCCUGGAAAGCAUGUGCAGACUCGCAGAGUGCCAAUGGAUUCCAGGGCAGCAUCUCAGAUGGGACAGAGUCCCAGUUCACGUCCACUCACACCUCUCUGGCAACCAUUGAGAACCACCAGAGAUGUGAUGCUCCAGAGGGGAGUUCUCUAUCAGAGCCUGAGCUCCAGUUUGACCUCCUGUCACAGGAGGUAGGGACUCAUGAGCAGACUGAAGCUGGAUCCAAAGCCAAAGACCUGGGCACCCAAAAUAUUAAUGAUAAACAAGAUAUUUGUAGGGACAGGGAGGUAGUUCCAGACUGUCCUGAUGAAAUAUUCAAGGCCCUUUCUCGCCCUGCUGGUGUGUCGCCUCGGGACCCGCCGUUUAAAGUGGUCCUCCAGAGGUGUCGCUCCCUGCCCCUCCCCCAGAGUACCCUUCUGGGCCUUGAUGCGGUCGGCUUGCCACGGUUGUUAGCCCAUCCAGCUGGGUGUGUUCCACAUUUAGCCACUGUCCGGAUGAGGAACGGCAGCACAAGAUCCAGAAAACUGCUCAGGCCUGGUUCUGGACCUUUGCAAGUGAAUAUGCUGAUCAGUGGAGGUUCAAUCGUCAGCGCAGAGGCCGUAUGGGAUCAUGUGACCAUGGCCGAGCGUGAGUUGGCGUUUAAGGCGGGAGAUGUCAUCAAGGUCCUGGAUGCUUCCAAUAAGGACUGGUGGUGGGGCCAAAUUGAUGAUGAGGAGGGAUGGUUCCCAGCCAGCUUUGUGAGAGUCGAACCUCACCCUCCUCAACCCCAAACAAAACAGGUUUUCUAUAUCAACCCUAUAGCAACUCCAAGGUUCCAAAACACAACGGCAAAGCUUUGGGUGAACCAGGAGGACCGAGGCACAGAGCCAGCUGAUGGCACCAGUGAGAUCCAGAACGGUCACCUGGAGCCAGGUGGUGAUUGCCUCUGCCUGGGCCAGCCUCUUCAGAACAGGGACCAAAUGAGGGCCAAUGUCAUCAAUGAGAUCAUGAGCACUGAACGUCACUAUAUCAAACAUCUGAAGGACAUAUGUGAGGGAUACUUGAGGCAGUGCAGAAAGAGGAUUGACAUGUUCAAUGAUGACCAGCUGAAGGUCAUUUUUGGAAAUAUUGAGGACAUCUACAGAUUUCAAAUGGGAUUUGUUAGGGAUUUGGAAAAACAGUAUAACACAGAAGAACCUCAUCUCAGUGAAAUUGGACCAUGCUUCCUGGAACAUCAAGAUGGAUUCUGGAUCUACUCGGAGUAUUGCAACAAUCACCUGGAUGCCUGCAUGGAGCUAUCCAAGCUGAUGAAGGACGGCCGCUACCAGCAUUUCUUCGAGGCAUGCCGUCUCCUGCAGCAGAUGAUCGACAUCGCCAUUGACGGCUUCCUGCUUACACCUGUGCAGAAGAUCUGCAAGUACCCUCUGCAGCUGGCUGAGUUGCUCAAAUACACAGCUCAGGAGCACAGUGACUACCGCUACGUGGCUGCGGCACUGGCUGUCAUGAGGAAUGUCACCCAGCAGAUCAAUGAGCGCAAGAGAAGGCUGGAGAACAUAGACAAGAUAGCUCAGUGGCAGGCAUCUGUGCUGGACUGGGAGGGAGAUGACAUCCUAGACAGAAGCUCUGAACUGAUUUACACUGGGGAGUUGUCCUGGAUCUACCAGCCUUAUGGGCGAAGUCAACAGCGAGUCUUCUUCCUAUUCGACCAUCAGCUUGUUUUGUGUAAAAAGGAUCUGAUUCGGCGUGACAUUCUCUACUACAAAGGCCGCAUUGACAUGGACAGAUAUGAAGUGAGGGAUGCAAUUGAUGGCCGGGAUGACGACUUUAACGUCAGCGUGAAGAACGCCUUCAAGCUGCACAACAAAGACACGGAGGAGAUCCACAUCUUCCUGGCCAAAAAGCUGGAGGAGAAGAUUCGCUGGCUCAGGGCUUUUCAUGAAGAGCGCAAAAUGGUGCAGGAAGAUGAAAAGAUAGGUUUCGAAAUUUCUGAAUAUCAGAAACGGCAAGCAGCCAUGACAGUGCGUAAGGUGACCAAACAGAAAGAUUCAUUUAUAGAUAUCAUCUUGAGAAAGAGGGCCAUAUUAUAUGGACAUGGUAUAAGUCAAACCAGGUAUGUGUCCCCAUCCCCCCAGGAGUCCACAGCCCAAGGACAGUGUGUACUCCCUGAUGACUUGGCACAGUUGGACAUAUAUGAGAUUCAUCAACCUAGACGGAGCCAAUCUCCCUUCUGGCAAAAUUUCGGUAGGUUAACAUCAUUGAAAAAAUAGCCAAAAUAGUAGACUUCACUCUGGAUUACUGUGUUCCUGUGCGGCAUUUCAAGUGAGUAUGUCACAUGGUGGACAGACAAUAAUGAUGGGACUAAUGGACUUUGUUGUUCUGGAGAUGAAGGCAUUUCUAAGUAUCAGUAUCCCAGGAACAAUGUUUUCAUUCACCCAUUUUUUUUCCAGGAGUCUACUCUGCCAUGGUUAGUGGCACAGGGGAUAAUGUCUGUAACUGUAUUGCUUUUUGUACACUUUGGGGUUCACCUUAAAGGAUUUAAGGGCAAUAAUAAAGGCAUAAUUCAUCCAAAAUGGCUGACAUAGCUAAUAAUAGAAUACAUGCUAGUGGUAACCAUUAGCAUGAUUUAAUUUUGAAAAUCUUAGCAGGUUUCACUUAUUGUUAGUGGCAGCAGGAUUUUAGAGAAAGUAUUCCUUUGAAGUGUAAUCCAACAGAAUGAGUACUAAGCCAAAAAAUUUUUUAAAAAUCCUCCUUCAGGACUCACUAUGUUUGACAAAAUCAGACACAACGGAUACCCCUUUCUGAUCAUGCUCUGUGGUGAGCUAUAGAAGUGAUGGGCAGCCGAUGGUUGCUUUUACAGGCGGGUUCCUUGAAAUUGAUCUGCCACCAUUUUGGAACAAACAGAGUUCAAAAAGAGUUCAGAUGUAAAACACUCUCUGAGGGUGAUGUUUUUUACUUCAAGGCUUUACUUGGAAGGUUCAUUUGAAGGUGUGCCAUGCAGGUGGGUAUGAGGGAAAAUCAGUUUAACAUGACCAAAUCGCGCACCAAAUCUUCUGAACAGGGUAUUCAUUUAUUUUUUUAAAGUGACUACCCAUUUUGAAUUUGUAGUUUGCCAAAACGUUUCUUUUCAGUAGUUUGUGCCAAAGUCAUGUUAAGCAAAUACUGUAGAUUUGUUGUGUCUGAUCAAUUUCAGAUCUUAUUUGAAGCACUUUACUCAGUGUUCAUUUAUAACAUCUUGGUAGCAUAAUGUCACACAAUUAAUGUUUGGGUAUACUUUUAAUAGUUGCUUAGUUCUAUAUUAGAUAAUGAGUGUUAAACAGAUGGUAAGGCAUAAAGGUGGAUCAGAAUUUCAUAUAGAGAGUUAAUUCAACAGUACAGCUUGAAAAUAUGUUUUAUGCUGUAAGCCCACAUGUUAAGAGAAACACUGAAGUUUUGUAUGUCCACAUAGGUCUUGUUUAAAACUAUAUUUCUGCUAUUUUUGUCAAGAGAGUUUUUGAUUGUAUUGUAUCACCACACCCUAAUGAGCACAGCCAAAUCAUUCAUAUGAAUGGUAUUUAAUAGUUUUUUAUUGUCUAUGUCUAAUAGCUGAACUAAAUUCUAUUUAUCACUCUUCCUGAUAACGUAAAUAUUAAUAAAAAUGACAAUUUCA